AUGGAUGAUCAGAUAUCCGAAGAUUUUGGAUUCGACGAUUUGACUUUAUUGAUGGUCACUAUUAUUAUUGUCCCAGCAUUCCGAGUCGUGAAAGCCACUUAUCAAGGAGCAACUACAAGAUCUAGGGCUAAAGUUUUGGAUCAUAUCAAUUUGGUAGCAAAGCCAUUCGAUCCAAUGGGAGACCAUGAUUCCGCGCAACUCACAAAAGGGAUGGAACUGAUUCAAGAGAUUCACGCAAAGCUAGAUUCAAUGCUCGGAAAGUGGGAGCCACAAAAGGGAAAACCCGCAAGGGUCGACCGAGCUCUAGGGCCAACGAUCAAAUUCAUUGUAGAAGAGCUUUUCGAUGUGCCUGAGCUUAAGCAACCGAAGCCUGGGAACAAUAUGAAAAUAGACACAUAA
Molecule: messenger RNA, 399 nt
Organism: Microthlaspi erraticum
Lineage: Eukaryota; Viridiplantae; Streptophyta; Magnoliopsida; Brassicales; Brassicaceae
Source: the annotation of a GenBank genome assembly